AUACACCAACAAUGGAUAUCGAUGCUGAGCGGGAGAAAAUCCGUCAGGAAAUAGAAGAACUGGAGAGGAACCUGGGCCCCGGCCUACAAGGCGUCGAUCUAGAUGGGUCCAGUUCCAGCCUUGAAUCGGAGGAUGAAGACGGCUCUGAAGACAGCGAUGGUUCGGAUGCCCAGGCUGAGAUGGUGGAUCCAAAGGACCCUCAAAUGGAAGGCGAGAGCGAAGCCAUCAUCCAUCUUCCUCAGACGCCGGAGACCUGCCUCCAGAUGAACCUGGUCUAUCAGGAGAUCCUUCAGGAAAAGCUGGAGGAAGUCCGCCAGCUCCUUGCCCAAAACAAGCAACAGCAGGAGAAACUGGCCUGGGAUCUUUCCGGGAGGAGGGUCCCCAAGUCGUCGGCCGGGAAGCCCUUGCCAGGCAACAUAUUCCUGGGCCAUUUUAUGAAGCCUUACUUCAAGGAUGUGACGUCGGGUCUCGGCCCUCCUGCCAACAGCGAGAAGCGGGAGAAGGCCAAGCAAGGCAUCAAGGCCUUUGAGGAGUUGCUCACCCCCAAAUGGAAGAGCCGGGAGAAGCAGCUGCUACGCGAGUCGGUGCUCAGUGACCGUUUGCAGCGUCUGCUCCAGCCAAAGCUCUUGAACCUCAGCUAUCUGAACGAGAAACUGGCAAAAUCGCGGGACGAAAUGGAGCGGCAAAUUUUGGAAAAGCAGAUCAGAGAGAAAGAAAACGAAAUCAAAGAGAUCAACCUCCUUCCAGAAGAGUCUCUGCUGGCGAACAGGUUUGAGGAGCAUGACUGGGAAAAGAUCGCCAAUGUCAAUUUUGAAGGGACCCGGAGUGGGAAUGAGCUGCGGACGUUCUGGCAGAACUCGGAGCACCCCGACAUCAACCGGAAAGAAUGGGGCCCAGAGGAAAUCGAGGCCCUGAAGGAGAUCGCCCUUCGCCACAACAGCUUCGACUGGGCAGCCAUUGCUCAGGAAUUGGGGACGCAUCGCACGGCCUUUCAGUGUCUGCAGAAGUUCCAGGCCUACAACAAAGACUUCAAGAAGCGGGAAUGGACCCCGGAAGAGGACCGGAUGCUGCUGCAGAUGGUGCAGGAGAUGCGGGUCGGGAAGCACAUCCCCUACCGGAAAAUCGCCUAUUACAUGGAGGGCAGGGACUCAGCCCAGUUGAUCUACCGAUGGACCAAGCGGGUGGAUCCCAAGCUGAAGCACGGCGCCUGGACCCCGAGGGAAGAUGCCUUGCUCCUGAAGGCGGUGGCCAAAUUUGGGGCGCAGGACUGGUACAAGAUCCGGGCGGAAGUCCCCGGGAGGAGCGACCAGCAGUGCCGUGACAGGUAUUUGCACGCUCUCCACUUUGAUAUUAAGAAAGGCAAAUGGAGCAAGGAAGAAGAAACAAAAUUGGUGGAGCUGACAGAAAAAUACGGCGUGGGUCAUUGGGCAGAAAUAGCCUCCGAAUUGCCCCAUCGGUCAGGAACGCAAUGUCUCAGCAAAUGGAAAGUGCUUUUGGGAUACAGGAGGAACCGGAAGCAGAGCAAGAAGCCCCCCCGCCGGAAGCAGGUCCCGAGGGGCAGCGCCAGCCCUUUGGAGUCGUCCAGUGACACUUCGGACCUGGAUUUGGACACAGAGAGCGAAGAGGAGGACGAGGGACGGAAGAAGAAGGAGAAGGAGAGGAGGUCUUGGCGGGUACCAGACCUUGACUUGUGGGUCCCAACCAGGAAGACGCCGAAUGGGCCGCCAAAGAGGUGCAACCGGAAGGAGGGAUCCCCCAACCAGGUGCCAGACCUUGACUUGUGGGUCUCGACCAGGAAGACUCCACAAGGGCCGUCAAAGGGAUGCGACCGGAAAAAGGGCUCCCCUAAACAGAUGGCCAAAUACACAAAGGAUUCCUGGAAGGUUUCCUUGCCCUUUGUGAGAAGCGUCUUGAGAAAAAAUAGCUAUGAGCAGCACAGGAAGAAUAGAGAGAUCCAACGGAGGAAACGUUUCGCCGCCGUCUCGACUUCCCAGGCCCCGCCCAGACAACCUUUGACCCCCGGAGGGAGGGGCCGGGCCUGGAAGACCUCCCUCCACCGCCAGCUGAUGAUGGCCGUGACCCCGUGGGCCGAGGGGCGCGUCCAAGAACGGAGGCUGCGGGCCACGCAGGAGGCGGGCGUCACCUCCAAAGCGGAAUUCAUCUCCAAGGCCCUGCAAUCGGCCCGUCUCCCCAGCACCCCUUUCUUCACCCUCUUCAUCCAGCUGUUGCGCAUUGAUGUCGGCGGGUGCAUGAAGGUCAUCCAGAAGCAGAAAAGCCGGCCGACGGGGAACCUGAAGUCUGUCGUUGCGAACAAAAGAUGGACCAAGCAGGCUUCUUCAGAUUCGACAGGUAGCUACCUACCUGUAGCUCCAUCCUCUUCCUCCUCGGAAGCCCUUCCUUGCCGCCCGGCUGCCAAACCCAGAACCGUCUCCGAACUCCUUCGGGAGAAGCGGCUCAGGGAGGCCCAGAAGGCCCAGCAGAGCAGGACUCUCCUGGCCCCAAAUUUCCUCCUUCGGCCCCAGAGCCCAGCGCCGAAUCUCCAGAUCUUGUUGCCGGAGCGUCCCAAUCUCCAGAUCCCAGCGCCGAAUCUUCAGAUUUCUAUGGCAGAGCGUCCCAAUCCCAGUUUCCAGAUGCCAGUGAUGGAGCGUCCCAGUCCAGCGCCGAAUCUCCACAUCCCAAUGGCGGAGCACCCCAACACAGGACCAGAUCUCCAAAUCCCAACACCGAAUCACCAAAUCUCAGUGGCAGAGCAUCACAAUCCAAGUCUCCAGACAUCAGUGGUGGAAUGGCCCAAUCUCAACCUCCAGAUCCCAGUGGUGGAGCGUUCCAAUCCCAACCUCCAGAUCCCAAUGGCAGAGCACCCCAACACAACGUCAGAUUUCAAGAUACCAACACCAAAUCUCCAGAUCUCAGUGGUGGAGCAUCACAAUCCAAGUCUCCAAACAUCAGUGGUGGAGCAUCCUAAUCCCAGCCUCCAGAUCCCAAUGGCGGAGCACCCCAACACAACGCCAAAUCUCCAGAUCUCAGUGGCAGAGCAUCACAAUACAAGCCUCCAAAAAUCAGUGGUGGAGUGUCCCAAUCCCAACCUCCAGAUCGCAGUGGCAGAGCAUCACAGUCCAGGUCUCCAGACAUCAGUGGUGGAGUGUCUCAAUCCCAACCUCCAGAUCCCAAUGUUGGAGCACACCAACACAACGUCAGAUCUCCAGAUACCAACACCGAAUCUCCAGAUCUCAAUGGCGGAGCAUCACAAUCCAAGUCUCAAAACAUCAGUGGUGGAGCAUACCAAUCCCAACCUCCAGAUCCCAAUGUUGGAGCACACCAACACAACGUCAGAUCUCCAGAUACCAACACCGAAUCUCCAGAUCUCAGUGGCGGACCAUUCCAAUCCAAGUCUCCAAACAUCAGUGGUGGAGCAUACCAAUCCCAACCUCCAGAUCCCAAUGGCGGAGCACCCCAACACAACGCCGAAUCUCCAGAUCUCAGUGGCAGAGCAUCACAAUCCAAGCCUCCAAACAUCAGUAGUGGAGUGUCCCAAUCCCAGCCUCCAGAUCCCAGUGGUGGAGCAUCAUAGUCUAGGUCUGCAAACAUCAGUGGUGGAGUGUCCCAGUCCCAAACUCCAGAUCCCAAUGUUGGAGCACCCCAACACAACGUCGGAUCUCCAGAUCCCAACACCGAAUCUCCAGAUCUCAAUGGCAGAGCAUCACAAUCCAAGUCUCCAAACAUCAGUGGUGGAGAGUCCCAAUCCCAGCCUCCAGAUCCCAGUAGCGGAGCAUCAUAGUCCAGGUCUCCAGACAUCAGUGGUGGAGCAUCCUAACCUUCAGAUCCCAAUGGCGGAGCACCCCAACACAACGCCAAAUCUCCAGAUACCAACACCGAAUCUCCAGAUCUCAAGGGUGGAGUGUUCCAGUCCAAAUCUCCAAACCUCUACACCUAAUCUCCAAAUCCCAAUGGCCGAGCGACCCAAUCUCCAUCUUUCUCCAAACCCCCACAACGUGAGCCUGGGAACGCCUACCUCCAACUCCCAAGGACUUCCUGUUCCUUCGAACAAACAUGGCUGCUCCGCAACCCCUCCGCCCGUGGCGCUGUCCCUCUCUUGGGUCCUGACCCCGCAAGGCCUGCUCCCGGUGGUGCACCUCCCCGGUCAAACUGGCAACCCUAUAACCUGUCCGGUCACAUCUACACAAGCCUCUGCUUCCAGCGAAUCCCACAACACCCCUCCAUUUACCGCCGUUUCUUCGGAAGCCGUGCUGAGGCAUCCCAUUUCGGGGGACCCUCCCGGGAAGGCCUCCCUCGAUUACCGCCUCCUUUCCACCGAAGACACCGCAACGGCAAAGCGGUGGUCGCAAGGGGAAGGGGGCCCCUCCGGGUUGCCCUAUUUGCCACCAUUCCUCUGCAGCCUCCGGACCCUCUCUGCGCUGCUGCAACUCAAAGAGUCCCUGUUGCGUCAAGCCGCCUCGCUCCGGGUGCCGGAAGGAUCCGGAGAAACGGGGUUCCGGACCUUGGUGCGGCAACGGCUGCAAGGAAACCCGGCCUACGAGCUCCUGAAGGGCCGCUUCUUGGCCGCCUUUGCCUUCCCAGCCGCUUUGGCGACGCUGCCUCCUUUCCGGGUGACCACCACCAUUUCCAGGGCGGAUCUGGACCCAUCUUCAGAAGAAACAGAAGAAGAAGAUGAUGAAGACGACGAGGAGGAGGUUGAGAGAGAGCCACACGAAACAGAGAGGGACAGCCCUGGAAAGGCAGCCAACAGUCGCAAAAGCCCUACGGAGCUGAAGGAGUCCGGUGCUGAAGUUUCGAAUCCAGAGCCUUUCUUGAUUCGGAGAAGUUCCCGCCUCCAAAAAAGGAAGAAUCAGCUCUGAAAGACCAGGCAUCAGACCUUCAGGCACCAGCUGCUUUGCCCCAAAAGAGGAAUAUUUCCAACACUGACCACCAACACUUAAGUCUUGCCUCCAGAAAAAAAGGAGUUAUCAAUCACUGGCCUCAUUCCUGAUGUUUUUGUGAAAUAGCUGCAUUUGGAUGAAUCCAUCGAAUGCGCUCUUUGAGGACUGUUUGCUGCAGAACUUGGAUGAUUCUCCUCAUAAUUCUCUGCAUCUCCCUUUUUUAUUAUUAUUAUUAUUAAUAAUGUUAUUUGUUGAUAAUAAAAUGUUUAUAUUUAACCACAGUGUUGUUAUGUGACUAAUCACACCUCCUCCGUUUUGCGUAUCUCUGAGAUUUAUGGGCCUUCGUCACCACUUUAUGCCUUGGUUUUGCAACUUCCCCAUUUUAUUCUCGUUGUUUCUCUCCCAUUUUCAAAGGGAAGGGAGGAGGAGGAGGAGGGUUGUUCCUCUUUCUUCCUUUCUUUCUUUUCUCCUUUCUUUCUUCCGUCUUCGGCCUUUAAUGGAGAUUUGAAAGGAAGCAGAGCCUCGGAGGAGACAUUUCACUCUUGGAGCCACCGCUUUAGGUUCGUAGGCAUAUAUUAUUCUGAGAAUU
This is a messenger RNA of Anolis sagrei ordinatus, 5466 nucleotides long. The record is from RefSeq and is a predicted model, not a curated record. NCBI's taxonomy places the organism in Eukaryota, Metazoa, Chordata, Lepidosauria, Squamata, Anolidae.